AUGUCCACUCGAAAGAUAAUUAGCAGGGUGACAAACAAUUUCUCUCGAGAACUCCCGGAAGAUAUUAUGCUAUUGAUUCUACGACGACUCUACUCAUCUGAUUACUUCCGGUGUCGUGCAGCAAGUCGAUCUUGGCUAGCAACCAUUGAUAGGGCAAUUGCCAGCAAGACUUCUCUUCCUUCUCCUCAACUUCCAUGCCUUAUGUUUCGUUCUGGUGCCGAGGAAGAAGAUCAUUGCUUUCUGAGUCUAAGCGAGAACCACAAAGUUUACAAAUAUUCGAGUCCCGCUUAUGAUAUGAAGAACCUGGAAUGUGUUGGAUCAACCGAGGGGUGGUUGAUCAUGGUCGACCAUGGUGGUACUAGUGUUGCCAACUUUUGCUUGAAUCUAAUAUCAGGUGCGAGAGUCAUGCUUCCACCACAAACCACCAUUCCAUGCAUCGGCGACGACAACAAACAAGCUUCCUUCGUCAGUAGAGUGAUAACUUCUUCAGCUCCGACAAACCCUAACUCAUGCCUUGUGGCUGCAGUUCACUCACAUUGUCGUGGUUUGGCUUUCUGUAGACCUAGUGACAAAUCAUGGACCCUCAUUACGGUUGUUGGGUAUAGAGAUAUUAUUGUUCAUGAUAUAGAAAUAAUUGAUGGGAAUUUAUAUAACUGCGGAUUCGGAUAA
Fragaria vesca subsp. vesca is the source of this 669-nucleotide messenger RNA. RefSeq lists its product as uncharacterized. The transcript has a single exon. Lineage: Eukaryota; Viridiplantae; Streptophyta; Magnoliopsida; Rosales; Rosaceae. The record is from RefSeq and is a predicted model, not a curated record. Bases 1 to 669 code for a protein of 222 amino acids.